This is a messenger RNA of Phacochoerus africanus (Common warthog), 2219 nucleotides long. RefSeq names its product membrane spanning 4-domains A10 (gene MS4A10). Lineage: Eukaryota; Metazoa; Chordata; Mammalia; Artiodactyla; Suidae. Bases 1 to 1263 code for a protein of 420 amino acids. Gene Ontology annotation, biological process: cell surface receptor signaling pathway. The record is from RefSeq and is a predicted model, not a curated record. Gene Ontology annotation, cellular component: plasma membrane. The transcript has 9 exons.
AUGGGGCCCCGCACGCCCACAUUAAGUAUGAAGGAAAACAUCAGAAAGCUUCCAGUGUCCCCAGGAGGAAAGCACCAGAGGCGGAGAGGGCUGACGUGCAAGCCCAGGGCUCUCACACCCUCUCCCUCCGUGACCACCCCUUCCAAUGAGGAGAUCAGGACGUGUCAGGUCUUAACAGAGAACCAGACAGGACAAAAUGGAGCUAGUGGCAGCCUUCCAGGCAUGCGGCAGGCUGGAGGUGCUGCCUCCACGUCCAAGCAGCCCUGCCAUGGGCUCCGGGAGUGUCGCGGGCAGGACGACUGGGCAACAGGGUGCAAUCUGCCCAAGGAUCCAAGCCAGGGUCCUUGGCCUGAGUCAUGGCAACAGAAGCCAAUCGAGCAGCCACAGUUACCCCCAGGUCUGGAGCUGGAGGGCUCCCUCCGUGGCAGGGCCUCAGCCACCCCCAGCCUGGCCAGACAGAUCAACCCCAGAAAGUCCCGCCCCAGGAGAAGCCCAGGAGGAGGAGCCGCCGUCUCAAGGAGCUGGGGCCUCUGCCACUACCCGCGGAGGCACUGGCAUGGCCACGGGUGGUUAUGUGAUUGCCACCUGCCUUCCGAGGAGUGGUCAUUCCUUGCAGACCUAUCAGGAACCUUAGAAGGUGGAACGUGGGCUGCUGUUCAGCCAGCUGGUCCAGAAUCCCAACGACCUCCUUUAGGGCCAGUCACCUGCCCCUCUCCUGCCCAGGCCUGCCACGUUGUCGUCGCUCUGCUGUACGUGUUCCUUGGGGGUUACCUGACCGCCAUCGUCCAGAGCCUUCACCUGGUGGUGCUGAAGUCUUGGUACCCGUUCUGGGGGGCUGCUUCUUUUCUCAUUUCAGGGAUCUUGGCGAUAACAAUGGAGACAUUUCAGAAAAAUUACCUGGCGGCGUGCCUGACAGCAAAUGCCAUCAGCUUCUUCUGUGUGCUCUGUGGCCUCUUUGUCAUCGCCAAGGAUCUCUUUCUGGAGAGCCCAUUUGACUUCCCUGUCUGGAAACCAUACCCCAACGACACAGUCCACAUCCAGAGGCUGGUGCUGGCCCUGCUCUGCAUCACCUGCCUGGAGGUCUUCCUGCCGGGGCUCAUGGCCAUCCUGGCCUAUAGGGAUACCCGCCUGGCUGCAGAGAAGGAUGACCUGUCCCUUGGCCCUGACAUGCUAUUGGAGCUCAGGGCGUCUCCGAUGACACCUCCACCAUCCUAUGACGAUGUGACUAAAGGCAACGGGUGGCAGGAGCAGAAGCAGAUGUGAAGAGGCACUGGCUCCACGCACCAUCAGAAUUCACCCACUGGUCCCUUGACCCGGACAGAUUAAGGACCAAUUCCAAGGGGCGGUUACCAGAAGGGGGCAAACAGUACCAUGGCUAAAAACGUCUGCCCAUGCUGGUGGCCAGGGAGGGGAAGUCCCCAUUCUGUCUGGCAUGGGAGGGACCUCCAGGUCCCCACACCCCAUUACAUCCCAGCUAGACCAGAACACAACUGGGUCCUGCCCACCCACCCAGGCAGCCACGGGAACAGACCCCUGGGUCCGCAGCCCCCUCCCCGGCCCUCCUUGUCUGCUUCCCCCAGUCCCUGGUGGGCACAUAGACAUCCUGUCCACGUGGGGCUGUGCCUGAAGACAGAGAAGGGUCCUCAGAGCCCAGAUGGGCACCAUUUUCCCUAGACUCAACCUACCAAGGGGUCUCUACAAACACUUGUGUUUGAAUCCCUGGAUUCGGGGUGGAGACAGCAGAGGCGAUCAGACAGAAACUAUGACCAGUUCUUCCUCCCAACCCAUCAGCAUGUCUCCCCACCCCCACCCCGGGGCCUCAGUGUCUCCAUCUGUACAGGGAAGGGGCGGGUGGAAGAUGUGACCAGGACCUACCUGCUGGGAAGUUCUGAGAUCAGAGUCAGGUUCACUCAAGGUUAUCAAUGAAGCAUCAGCGUCAGAAUUCCACACCUCCUUGUGCUGAGCGAGUAGUGGGGAGAGAGACCUACCUUCCUCAUUUCCCAAAUGUUCAGUCAUCCAAGGGCAGACCUUACAAAUUUGGUCUAUUUGUGGACUGUGCUGUAUUCCCUUUAUGUUCCCUUAAAUUGCCUUUUUUUCUCAUGCACUAUUAUGUGAGGGGUAAUUUGCAUCAGCAACAAACAGGAAGUCAGUACCUAUCCAUACAAAGAAGCCAACCACAAAAAUCAUGUAAACACGGUAAAAAUAAAACAAAAGCAACU